AUGUCUGACAACGAGGAAAUCGAGGUCGAGGCCGUCUCUGGCUACCAGGUUCUGCCCAAGGAGAUCACUGCUGAGAUUGGCACAAUCAAGCUGUUCAACCGAUGGAGUUACGAGGAUGUUGAGAUCAGAGAUAUCUCUUUGACCGACUACAUCCAAAUCCGUGCCCCAGUCUACAUCUCCCACUCCGCCGGUCGAUAUGCCCAGAAGAGAUUCAGAAAGGCACAAUGCCCAAUCAUCGAGCGUCUCACCAACUCCUUGAUGAUGAACGGUCGCAACAACGGAAAGAAGCUCAUGGCUGUCCGCAUUGUCGCCCACGCCUUCGAGAUCAUCCACAUCAUGACCGACCAGAACCCCAUCCAAGUCGCUGUUGACGCCAUUGUCAACUGCGGACCCCGCGAAGACUCUACCCGUAUCGGUUCAGCUGGUACCGUCCGUCGUCAAGCCGUCGAUGUCUCCCCUCUCCGUCGUGUCAACCAAGCCAUCGCUCUCCUCACAAUCGGUGCUCGCGAGGCCGCCUUCCGUAACGUCAAGUCAGUCGCUGAGUGCUUGGCUGAGGAGUUGAUCAACGCAGCAAAGGGAAGCAGCAACUCAUACGCCAUCAAGAAGAAGGACGAGUUGGAGCGUGUCGCCAAAAGCAAUCGGUAAAGGGUUUUUGUGUUUUGCAUGGCAUGGGAUGGUUUUUCGAUUUGCUUACGGCUGGGGGGAUCACGACUUGGCAGCAUCCUUUGUCACAUAGAUGCAAGGAGUAAUGCUAAGCACCCAUGAAAUCAACUUGGAUCUGGACAAAGUGAAUGAUUAUUGGUUUCGGGUGAGCCAAAGUGAAACGAUUUCGGGAGGCACCAAGCAUUGGAGAAGUCUCCUAAGCUUCUGAUACCUUGUGUAUCUGCGCUGUUUCGCUUGCCUAACUGUCUGGAGAACGGUUACAGCAUAGCAAGACGAACAGGCUCUUUAUGUUGUUUGUUCCGUAGACUCCUCUUAAAGAAUGUCAACUAUUAAAGGGUCGAUUCUUGAAUCAAGGAAGGGCCAGUCGAGUGCUGUGGUGCCUUGAAUGGCUAGAACAUAUGUCUUCAGUCGUACCAUUACCCAUUAACACCAUUGCUCCAGCUUUCUCUAUUUCAUUCUUCCAUUCCUGAUGCUGUCAUCUUGCCAUUAUUGCUUGUCUCCGGUAAUCCAUGUUGAUUUUCUGUCGGACCUUCUGAGCGUUCUGGAGUGCCAUAUCCACUAUCGUUAUUCAGUAAGGGCAUUUCUCCGGUGGGAUCGGACUUUGCCAUCCGGUCCCAGAAGUCCUCCCAAGCAUUCCUUCGCUCAAGGCACCGGUGAGUCUCGGUACUUGUCCUGAUUGAAUCGCCCAUCAAGUGAAGUCGUCUCACAAAACAAGCAUCGCUCUUAUCCUUUCGUUUCCUUCCCCAACUCGUAUUGAAACCAACCCUUGCCGCGUCAAGUUCUUUGUUAAUUUGGUUCGCUUGCAGAUUUUCACCAGACUCCGACUUUGGCGUUCGGGUCCCAGGUCUCUGCUUAGUCGGUCCCCAAGUAUCAAAACCUAGCUCUUGACAAUUUCUCAGUACUUUUAAGUACUCAUAAGUCACCCGUAAGCCUUUCUCCGAGAGCGCUGGUUUGGUUAGCCUUCUGAUCAAGUCAUUUAUGCUGCUGAGCUCCGUUUGUUGCGGCUGUCUCAAGGUAGAGCAGCCCUCUUCAAUAUAGGCCUUUACUUUUGUGACAGAUAGGUAGACUGGUGCUUCCUGAAGCAAUUCAUGCAGCCGUCUGACCUCGUUGCCAGUAGCUUGUAGUUUCGUAGACCUACCCUAAUUAAGAAUCAGUGUUUUUCUGCCCUAUGUUCUACAACACUCGAUUUGCGAUGCUUACAAUUGAUUGAAUUACUUCUGUAACUGUUUCCUCGUCAAUUUCAUGUUUAUACGCAAAUUUAUACAGUUCUGUGAGGCGCUGGCCGUUGACAUAAGGAUUUCCAUUCGCUACCAUGUCCAUCACUUUCCUGACUUGAUCUAGGAAGUAUGUAUCUUGGCUGAUUUCGAAGGCACAAAUAUACUGGUCGAUUGUUUCAGAGGCAUCAAUGACGUCCGCGGUGUUGAAGGCAGAAGCAGCUGGAAUAGCGAUGGGUGGACUUAAUUCCAGACGCGCUCGUAAAUACUGCACCAUUAAGUCUCCCAAGCUUGAUUUUCUGCUCUGGGGCUUCUCCAGUGUCUCAUGAGCAGUUGGCUCUGGGACGGGGUCGCUGGAGAUAACCAUCGGGUUACUCUCAUCGUCUCCCUCCUCACCAAUGGUAUGGGGCAUAGAUCUGGUCUCAUAUCCUUCGUGGGCUGGUGUUGAGGGUGAUGCCAUGUCGCCUAUUGAAUGAUAUGAAACUGUUUGUGUACUAUAUUUGAAAGCAAUUGAUGUGUGAUGAACGAGAGUUAGCAUUUGGAUUUGUCGAACUUUGAACUUUGAGACGUCUCCUCCGCACCUUCUCUGCCUCUGAGAAGUUUCGUAUGAUCCCACAAUCGGAAGGUCCGCUUACUUACACACGCAGGGAAGGAGCAUCUCUCACAACAUGAAGCACCUAAGGCUUCUCAAAUAAAAUCCAUAGAAGUGCUUGAAAGCAACUGUCCGAAUCCUUCAAAUUGGACCUUAAGCGGUAGACUCACUCAUAAAUUCUUGUCUAUUUCCCUGCGUUUGUGCACAUUGGAGACUUGCAA
Messenger RNA from Cadophora gregata, 2690 nucleotides. RefSeq names its product ribosomal protein S5, variant 2 (gene RPS5). Gene Ontology annotation, biological process: ribosomal small subunit assembly; translation. The record is from RefSeq and is a predicted model, not a curated record. Gene Ontology annotation, molecular function: rRNA binding; mRNA binding; structural constituent of ribosome. Gene Ontology annotation, cellular component: ribosome; cytosolic small ribosomal subunit. Lineage: Eukaryota; Fungi; Ascomycota; Leotiomycetes; Helotiales; Ploettnerulaceae. The transcript is spliced from 4 exons. Bases 1 to 645 code for a protein of 214 amino acids.